CGCUGGCGUCGCCAGUCGCCCCGUCGACGCCGUUCGUCUCCUCGUCGUGUUCGCGGCGCGGUUCGACCGGGCAGUUCUCGACGACGCCGUUCAAUUUUUCUCGGCGCGCGUUCCGCUUGCCACCGCUUCCCGGGAUAAUACUGCCGUUUCACGAGUCGUGACGCUUUCUCGCUGACAUCCUCGACGUCGAGAUCCGGCUGCUUUAUCAUAUUUCUUACCGAUUUCUCACCGCGUCUCCGAUUUGACGCCGGAAGUGCACGCGGUUCAUCGUCGCGUCUGCCUCGCGACGUGCGUCUUUGCUCGUUAUCGCUUGACGGAGCGCAAGAAAAUGGCGACUGCUGUGCCGUCGCGAUUCGCCGUUCUCAGCAUCGAGGACGAUGAUUAUAAACCGAAGAAGACGCAAAAGAACGCGACAACGAGCAAGACUAACACUAAGAAUAAGGCUGACAAGUCGAAGCAGCAACAACAGCAGCAGCAACAGCAGCCGAACAAAAAAAAACAAAACAAAGGAAAAAAGAAAAAAACGAAUAACGAUGACCAGCAGUGGGAACAGUGGAAACAAAAGGAUACAAUGGCUGUUGAGGAAACAUUUGAACAAGAAUUGCACCAAGCCAUUCUGUUGUCAAAAUUGGCAUACGAAGAACAAUUAGUUAGCGUAGCGAAAAAUGAAAAAGAUCAUGAACAGAAUAAGAAAUCUGGUAAAAAAUCGAAAAAGGCAACUAUGUCAUUGGAAGAAUUUAAUAGCAUGGGAACUAAUGUGACAGUAGCAUCAAUAACAAAUGAACCUGCAGACAAGUCAAGAGAAGUAGACGCAGAAUUCUUUGAGAGGAUAGAGAAGGAGACGAAAGAAGAAAUAACAAAGGGAAAAGAAAAGGAUAUGUUAAAGGCUAGAUUAAAUAAAAUCGACGACGAUAUAACGUUUGCGCAGUUAAGAGUAGAGAUUGAAAAACGUGAUGAAAUAAUUAGCCAAUUGAGAACCGAGGUACAUAUGAUGAAAGAAGAGUUGACACAAGUUAAGGAGAGAAAUAAAAAACUUUAUCAGAUAUUAUCACAUGGCGAGAUGAAGGAUAAAGCAUCAGUAUUGGCUGAAGUUGCAAAGCUACAAGAGAUACGAGACGAACUAACAUCCGAGGUAGCUUCUUUACAUGCUCAACUGGAGCAAGAAAGAUCUAAAACACGUACAUCAAGUGUAGAUGUAAAAACAUCUAAACAAACUAACAAGAAGAGGCCGGCCAGUGAAAAUGCCUAAUUCGUUUUUCACGAAAAACUACUAUUGUGAUCAAUUAAUUUUAAUUAACGAUGCAUAUUGAGUAAGUAGCAAUUUGAAAAGAAGGAACAUUAUAUUUACAAAGGGAAAUGUUGAUUUUUCAUUGCAAUACAAUGUACGUUGUACUUUGACAAGUACCACAUAUAUUGUAUUUGUUAAAAAUAAGUUUAAGAUACGUUAGACAGCAGUUAGCUGAUCGUUUUGCAAAAUAUAUAUCUUGAAAGUAGGAUUACAGUCUGUGUGUUGAUAGUUUUUCAUUUUUGUUUUUUACAAGACUGUAAUGCAUGUAUUUUAUAUUUCUUUUCUUAAUAAGUUUAGUAAGUUUCAAAAAUUCGAGAAUAUUACGUUAAAGAAAAAUUUUCUGAAAUAUUUGCUAACGCUCUUCCAAAAUAAGGAUUUAAUGUAAUGUAUCAUCUUCCGAAUUGUGUAUUAACAUAUUAUACAUACACGUAUUCGUGUGAAUAUAAAUUCACACAUAUACACACACGGGCAUGUAUGUAUGUGGUCGAUAUAUAUAUAUGUACGUGUAUGUGUGUGUAUGUGUGUAUUACUUGAAAUAUUUUGUAAUAAAUAUAUAUAUAUUCUACACAAUACUGUCAAUCACUUUCAUUCCUUUUAAGUGUUCAGAUAAACAUGUGUUAAUAUAUAAUUUGUGUAACAAAUUUAACAUUAUUAUUUAAUCAUUUAAUGAGUAAAGAAAAGUUGUUUAUUAUUUCUUUAACGAGUAUUACUCUGUUAUAUCUCAAUUUGGUGUGAUUUUCUAUAUUUCUAUAAAAAUAGCUUUCUCCACAAAAUUUUCUCUUAUAAUUUUUCAUUCUUAUUUGUGAUCAGAGACUAAUCUUAAUUUAUCUUAACUUUCAUUCCAAGGUAUUAAGAAUUAAUAUUCUGAAAUAUAUCUAGUGCUACGAGUAAUGCGGGAUAAACUUAAAUUUUGUUAAACAUCACAAAACUCGAAUAAAAAAGAUUACGCUUGUGACUCACUAUCCGAGUUUAUUAAUAAGCGUAACGCGUGAUUUCACGUUAA
This is a messenger RNA of Wasmannia auropunctata (little fire ant), 2291 nucleotides long. RefSeq names its product G kinase-anchoring protein 1-like. Gene Ontology annotation, cellular component: Golgi apparatus. The coding region runs from base 329 to 1249 and encodes 306 amino acids. Gene Ontology annotation, biological process: signal transduction. The record is from RefSeq and is a predicted model, not a curated record. Lineage: Eukaryota; Metazoa; Arthropoda; Insecta; Hymenoptera; Formicidae. The transcript is spliced from 6 exons.